Messenger RNA from Gasterosteus aculeatus aculeatus (three-spined stickleback), 3220 nucleotides. RefSeq names its product caveolae associated protein 4a (gene cavin4a). The record is from RefSeq and is a predicted model, not a curated record. Gene Ontology annotation, biological process: regulation of gene expression. Lineage: Eukaryota; Metazoa; Chordata; Actinopteri; Perciformes; Gasterosteidae. Gene Ontology annotation, cellular component: cytoplasm; caveola.
ACUUAUUUUUUCUAUUAUCAACACAAAAACAGCCCAUAUUUAUGUUAAUAGGUCCUAAAAACCCAAGCGCCAGUGGAGCUCUACGGGCAAAAGGGACCAGUAAUGUGUGAGAUUAGAUAUCUCUAAUAACCAGUUCAACCAAAUGCGCCACUGAGCAACUUUUCUUUUCUCAUUCAAACUUGUGGAAGCAACUCAAGACAAAAAAUGACCAUUACUGCAUUGGGAAAAAGUUAUCUAACACAUCCGCGUGUAUGAAGUGACCAAGGACGUCUGGCUUCAUAGGACUGUGAGCUGUGGACCACUAAUGACAUCACAGCGUUAAGACAGUGUCACACAUGUUUAGACUCCGCUGCCCAUGAGAAGGUAAAAAGGGGCAGCUGCUGCCAUGUUUAACACCCCCCCCCUCCAAAGGCCGUGUAAUCAAAGCAAGUUGAUGUACAUGAAAUCCCAGCUGCUCGCGUGGAUUUAUGUGCCAAUAAAGUGGUGAAUGGAUCUGCGUGGCUCCCCGGGCGGAGCGUGACCUGGACAGGGGACUUCCACCACCCUCCCAAUAUGUCCGCGUGUCGCCUUACAAAGACUUUUAUUUUUAGCCGCGGGUUGAUCUGUGUGAGCGCUCGCCGCCCACGGCCCUGAAUUCAGGUUCCCUUUGGAUCCUGAAGCCUUUUUUGAGAGGGAGUGGGUGUGGUUUCCUCCUGCUCGUGUCCUCAGACCCGAGGUUUGGGUCACAGUGAUUGGGUGUCGUCUCCCUGUCGGUAAGUCCGUUGGUCCUGGUCCCCAAGCUAAACCACUCGGAAAGCUCCCGCUCGAGGUGAGAGAUCGCCCCCAGAAAUCCCUGCAAUGGAUCAGCACAAGUAUCGCACGGCGGGCGUCCAGGAGAAGCUGGAGAUCGUCGGGGUGGAGGACGAGGCCGGGAACCCCAUCAGCGGCCUGACCAUCCUGUCCCUGCUGGAGCGCGUUGCCGGCAUCAUCGACAACGUCCAGUCCGGCCAACAGCGCAUGGAAGAGCGUCAGCUGGACCUGGAGAGCAACAUCAAGACCAUCCAGGGCGACGUCCUCAAACUGGCCAAGGACCACACCGACACCAGCUGCACGGUGGAGAAGCUCCUGCAGAAGACGCGCAAGGUCAGCGCCAACGUGAAGGAGGUGCGGGCGCGUGUGGAGAAGCAAAACGUCCGCGUGAAGAAGGUUGAAACCACGCAGGAUGAGCUGCUGACCCGCAACAAGUUCAGAGUGGUCAUCUACCAGGGUGAGGCCGAGGUCCCAUCAGUCGCUGUCACCAAAUCUCCCAAAGGAUGCGGCCUGGACGGGCUGGAGAUGGAGGCCGACACCUACGACGUGCCCCUCGACCUCUCCUCCGACGAGGAGUACCUGAGCGUGGAGGAGGCCGACCCCUCGCGAGCCGCCCGCAUCAAGAAAUCGAUGGCAAAGAGCAGCGAGACCCUGAAGGCCGCCUUCUCCAAGGAGAACAUGAACAAAACCAAAGGCAGCCUGGGCACCAAGUUCCACCACCUGGGCGAGAAGGUCAUGCCGCCGGAGCGGCGGGACAGGAUGCACCAGGCCGGCGAGCGGCUGAAGCAGUCCGGCGAGCGGCUGAAGGAGAACAUCGCCAAGAAGGCGCCGAACAAGGAGACCUUCCGCAUCAAGCUGAAGAAGGAGAGGGCUGUCGCCGAGGGGCAGGAGGGCGCCGAGGCCGAGCUCCAGGGCCAGGCCGCCGCCGAGGAGAAGCCGGUCCCCUACACCGAGGUCGCCAUGGAAACCAAGAGGGAGGGGCCGGUGGAGGAGGCCGGCGCCACCCGGAUAGGGGAGGAGGAUCACGGGAAGUAGAUCGGAAGGGACCGCGAAGGGGAGGAGGAACAUCGGAGGAGAGCAGGCGACGCUGCGCAUUCAGAGGAAGGGUCUCUGAUUGGUCGGCGUGGAUGACGGACACAUGUUUAUUUUUGUUCUCGACAUGCGACGCUGGUUAUUUAUUCAAGUCUGUUUUCAGGGUGUUGACUGAAGUGACUUUACAGAGGUCUGAGAUGGUCACCGGGUCACCGGGUCACAGUGCAGGCGCGCUUUACAUGACAGCUGGAAGGAAAAGAAAAGGUCACAGAGGGCGAUGAUGAAUGUUGAACUUUGAACAUAUAACGUGAACGUGCACAAACCAGGGAGUUACACAUCCAAUGGUAGAAGAAUAGAAAGUGGUCGGUUGGCGCCUCAGCUGGUCUCUGAGGCGCCUGAAGAGGAAACGAGAGAACAACGUCAACAGGAAGGAGACAAACUGCAAAGCCCGGGACUAAGUUACCCAGCAUUCAUUGCACCGCAACGGUGAAAAGUGAGUUGGUCACGAAGGACUAAAAUAUGGGUUAGCGGUUAGCGGAUUAGCAUUAAAUUACAGCUACGUAAAUAAAAGAACGAACCGCUGAGUUCAUCGAGUUCAUUGUUAUUAUUUACCACAUGAAAUAUAUCGAAGACGAUAUAAAAUAAUUUAGAUUUAAAUAGUUUAGAUAAAAAUGGAGCAUGUAGAGAAACGAGAUCAGAAUAAAGAGGUUGAUUCCAGUGCAGUGAAGUACGUUUAAUUGAAUAAAAUGAAGUCGCCAGCGCUGAUUGGUCGACUCUUUUCCCAACCGCUCGUUAAAGCAACACCAGACGUGUCAAAUGUCAUGAAAACACUCAUCCGAAGGUCGACUCCUUGAAUCAUCAUUUUAUUUUCUGGUUGCAUCACACAGAAAAAUUCAACACUUCUGCUUCGUUCAUUUCAGAUUCAUUUGUUGUCUUUGGAACCGUUUUCAUUGGAAUUCUAAUAAAGUUCUGGUGGUUUUGUCGACCCGACGGGUCUUUGUCCGGUUCCGCUUCCAUCCAGCAGCAGGCGAUGAACUUCUGACGCUUCUCAGCGACGUGUCGGCGGCUUAUGAAUGUUUCCUUUUGUUUGUCCAGUUUAGCUGCUUUAUAUUCAUAGUUUCUCUUGAGGUUUAGUGAACACAGUGAAUCAGCGCUCUGUCAUUCUGCACUUCCUGUUAGUGAGUUUAUUUCACCUGGUGAGUGAGGAUGCUGGAUUUAAAGCAGUAGAUUGACAGAAUGUGGUUUGAUUUGAUCUCUUCUAUUCAUCUUUCAAAACAGCUCAGUUCUUUGUCAUUUUUACAAUCAUCUCAAUCCAGUUUUAUCUCUUUCUAUUGAAACACAGCUGUGGUGUCAUUUAAACUUUUGUUUUUCUAUAAAUAAAGUUCCCAUGAAACCAGUA